Exophiala bonariae is the source of this 999-nucleotide messenger RNA. RefSeq lists its product as uncharacterized. The transcript has a single exon. Gene Ontology annotation, cellular component: Golgi apparatus. Bases 1 to 999 code for a protein of 332 amino acids. NCBI's taxonomy places the organism in Eukaryota, Fungi, Ascomycota, Eurotiomycetes, Chaetothyriales, Herpotrichiellaceae. Gene Ontology annotation, biological process: protein secretion; Golgi organization. The record is from RefSeq and is a predicted model, not a curated record.
AUGUGCAUCGCACUAAUAUCUACUGCCCACCCAGCAUAUCCCCUCAUCCUGAUAGACAACCGGGAUGAGUAUCUGAACCGGCCAACAGACCGGGCAGGAUGGUGGCCAGAUCCAGAUACUCACGUCCUAGGUGGCCGUGACAUGCUGCGAGACGUUCAUGGCACCUGGCUUGGUGUUACGAAGGCUGGAAAAAUCGCUGUGCUGACCAACUACCGUGAAUACACCACCCAGCCCGUUGGUGCGGUUAGCCGUGGGGCCAUCAUGAAGAAAUUCUUGGUCGAAGAUGUGGGACCUGUCGAUCAAUUCGUGAAGGAAGUCGUCACCACAGGCAUCGCAAAGGACGCGGGUGGCUUCAGUCUCGUUUGCGGAACGGUUGGUAAAAAGCUGGCUGUCAUCUCUAAUCGUGCAGAAGACCACAGUCAAGUUCCCUGGAUUGCUGGCGAUACUGUUCAAACUGUCGGCUUGAGCAAUGCUGCCUUUCUCGAUCGUUCUUGGACAAAGGUCACCCUGGGUGAGCAACUCAUGCUUAACUCCAUCCGCGCCAGUAUCGAACAGAACGACACCGAGGAUCAAUUCAUCCAGAGACUACUCGGGGUUCUCAGCCACAAUACCCUGCCCGUGAUAGAUGAGCAGGAACCCCGCCAUGGCCUCGAGACUUACAUCCCAGCUCUGCGAAACACCAUCUUUGUCCCUGCCCUGGGCAAAAAAGAUAGCCCUACUCUUCCGGGUGAUGUCCUCCGAGCAGCGAAACAGAUGGAAAAGGUUGAUGUUAUUGGGCAUAAUACGCCAAUACGCCAAGAUAGUCCUGUCCCUGGCACGACAGGCAAACCCGUCGUCCUCGGGGCUAGUGGGCUAUAUGGCACACAGAAGCAAACGGUGGUUCUUUUUGACAAAGAUUCCAACAUCAGGUUUUUCGAACGGACCUUAUAUGACGAGAAUUCAGACCCCAUCCCAGCAGGUGAAGCAGAUACCGAUGUGAAAUUCAAGGUCCAGAGAUAG